Molecule: messenger RNA, 1415 nt
Organism: Thamnophis sirtalis
Lineage: Eukaryota; Metazoa; Chordata; Lepidosauria; Squamata; Natricidae
Source: RefSeq, a predicted model, not a curated record
CGCGAGGCAGAGCACGGUGUGCCACUCUCUUCACCGCCCACAGCAGCAUCGCCCAAGAGCUUAGGACAGGCAGUCAAGGAGAGUGCCAUGGCCAGUUGAAAGCGGAGGGGCAGUUUUAGUUCCUUGGUUAUGGCCGCAAAAGACCCCUGUAAGAAACACGCCUGUGAAAUCCAGAAAUGUUUGCAAGCAAAUCACUACUUGGAAUCGAAAUGUGAAGCGGUUUUCCAGGAGAUGAGACGGUGUUGUGCCCGGUAUCCUAAGGGCGUAUCCCUCUCUUGUUCAGGCUUUCAAGGGGAGGGAAAAGAGAAGCAGGUACCAGAUUCCAAUCAAUCCCCACUUCCGAAGCCCUGAGGGAAGCCCGUUCUCUGGGAGGGCUGAGCAGCCUUACCUGCCGUCGACGUAGCUACCGCGCUAUACCUCAAAUCUGUUCUCUUGCAUGGGAGGGCUACCCCCACGACGCAAGCUGGCUCCUCUUUCUCCAGACCCUGACGAAAGACCCGAACACAACAACAUCCUCUCGUCGGUCGAAGGGUAGAGCCCCUAGCACUUUUGUUGUCAAAACGAUGUUACUGCUGUAGCCUUAUUGUAAAGUAGUUUGGAGUAGAAUGCCUUGAUUUGUGAAUAGUCCGUUUCCUUUGUUCUGUUGUCCAGAAGAGCAAUAUUCCACUGGAAGGUGAAAUCCAGCCUGUUUUUUUUUUUUUUUUUGCUGGGUGUCAAAUUUCAGACAUAUCUCGUUUACGUCUGGUACGUGUAAGCUUAAGUCCUUCGUUGAAACGCAAAGACUUUACCCUCGCGAAGUCGUCGUUCCCCGCCCUGUUUGAAAGUUGUCCUUUUCCGCUGGCGAAUAAAGCCCAGAGCGCCAGCUUUUUAGCUCAGCGGUAGGUUUUCCCCGAGGUGCCCGCCGGCAAUGUUGAGACGAAGCCACCCGGUUCUCUGGGCUUUCGAUUCGGAAGAGGUCCAAACCCAAUUGCACAAUAUUGGUUUUAUGUCACGCUGUAGUAGAAGCAGCCGAUUUCAGGGAUAGUUACGUUGUGUGUGCUGUGUGGCCUCCUCUCCCUAUUUGUAAAGCAAUAGGCACUUUUGUGGAAAGAGUUGAAAGUAUUAUUUUUGAAAUUCAACAUUUUGCUAUUUUAUGCGGAUGAAAUCCCAUUUCUACGACGGGGAAAAAAGAAUGUUAAGUGUAGCACCCCUUUCCUCUUCACCCCCCCUCCCCAAAUUUAGACCGAAUCAAAUAUUUCUCAAGGGAUUUUGAGCACCCUUGAUAACUCUCGCUGUUCUGUAUCUCGUGCCUCCUCAGUGUCGAAACCAUCGCAAAAUAACUGCAAUGUUGUGUAUACCAUAAGCAGGCUUUUAGCAAAGCUGGUGGAAUGAGAUUCUGACCCUGUUGCAGUUCAAUAAAUACUCAAUCCAUACAA